CGGUUCCGAGUUCUGGCAUCCCGUGGUGUAGGCGAGUAGAGCGAGGGGCGAACAAAAGCAAGUUUUAAAAGUUUGAGCCGGCAAGUAGACAAAGAGCGGACAGCCAGUUCUGACACUUUUGCGCAAGUAGAGAAUCAAAUGAAGAAAACUUUUUGAAAAACUUCACGAAAGGUUGAAAACUUAUACCAGCCUACAUUUCUUUUUUAAAAACUCAACUCAAACUUUUCAAAUCAAAAGAAACUAUCAGUUCCUAAAGAUGAGUGCCACCACAAUCAGUCACGUGAUAACCUUCCUCCUAGUCAGUGUCGUCACGCUCUGUUUGUUGUCUCAACAAGUCAUGGCCGGACCCGCGGGCCUGGAGAAGCGAGAGACCCUCCGCUCCCCCCGGGCUAGGUACCGGGUGGGUGGCUACAUGUUCGGCAAGAGGGGAGGGGCGGACAUGAUUUCAACCAAUCUGUUUGAUGUUAUAUCCAGAGAGAUGCAAACGAAACAAGCAUUGGAGGCUUUACUUUUUAAAAACCCAGAGAUGUUGUCGGAGCUGCUAACGAUAUUGGACAAAAAUGAUGAUGGUUUCGUGACACUUUCUGAAUUGAUGUGAUUUGUGAUUGGUUGUCGGAGGUCAUGUGGGGUCUUCAGGCAAAUGGGACGAUACCAAGACAAGUGACCUUGAGGCUUAGAGAAGCUAAAAAUAAAACUUACGUAACACCAGCCAACCAAUGACUAAUUUUGCUCCACUGAAACUUAACAAAGCUAUUAUCUUUCUUCAACUCAGCAUCAUUGCAUUAAGAAAUAAUGGUUUUUUUUUGUUUGUUUAAAAAAAAACGUCGUUUAAAACACUACUUGUGAUUCUAGAUUUUUUUUGUGAAAAUAAAUAAACAACAUCAUAUCACACUAGCCUGGUAAGCCUUUAAGAAGGAGAACUCUGAAUUUUAUAUUUUCAGGGGAAAUAACUUUAUAUUUCGUACUGCUAUAGAGACUUUGAAAAAUAACAUCUAAAUUGUCAAUUAGGCUUUUCUUUGUUUUUCUUUUAAGAAUACCAAAAAUUGUAAUUUAAACAAUAUAUUUAAAAUAUGUAUAUUUUACCUUGAUUCCAAAGAACAAUUUUAAUAAACCACACCCCACAAAUAAUAAGGACGCCCUUCAGAAUUUACACUAUGGUUAUGUUUUUCUUAUAAAUUCAAAUGAUUACAGAAUUACUGAAAUCAUGGGAAUUAUCGGUAUUCUCUUCGAUUUGUUUUACAACAACAGAAGAUUUUAAAUAAAAGUAUAUAUGCACUUUUUAGUCAGACUAAUAAACGGAAGCUUAUAAUCGAAUCGGAACCUUAACAGCUACAUUGGGGAUGAUUUCGCUGACUACAUCCAACCUUGCUAUUGGUGAACUGACAAGAGGAACAAUCUCUAAAUAUUUGAUCACUAAAAAUAUAUCGCAAAAAAAUUUAAUUAUUUUUAAAUUAGAGGGAAAAAAUCAUUUCGAUUAAAAAUAUACAGACAAUGAAUCAUAGAGCAACUCUACUGCACCACUACUGCCCAGAUAUUUAAACCCGAUCAGAAAAUAUUACAAUGGGAAGCGGCCAAGUCGACAUCUAAUUCUUAAAAUUUAAGUUUAAUUCUAAUCACAAACUUUGUUAAACAUAAUCCUCUAAAUCUUUUUCGUGUCAAGUUCUGAAUCUGUCGACUGAUUCUAACAAAUCUGAAGCAGAUGACUCAUUUCUUCCAACACAUAAGUACAAAUCUCUUUUUUUUUAAAGAAAUUCCCUAAAUUUGCAAAUACGCAACAAAAUUUUAUUAUAUCUUUAGUUUGAUUUAAUUAAAGCAAUUUAGAAAUAUUUUAUAAUCAAGAUAAAAAUCGUUAAUCUAGCGGAUUUUACAGGUAUCAUCACAUAUUAACUAAAUUAUCAAGUAAGCGUAUUUUUGCUAAAUAGUUCAACCUAAUUAUAACAUAAAUAGAUAGGGAAUCUAUUAGGUUAACUAUUUCGAAAUCUUCAACUGCAAUAAACUGUUUGUAGGAAAUUCUAUUUUGAAGUAUUUCUCCAUGUCUUUAUAGUUUAAAUAUAAAUAUCAGACCCUCUCCUUCACAGAUUACAUUGGAGGAUAUCUGUAAGCUCAGAAUAUGUAAUUAAAUUUCUAGACUGAAUUUUAGAAGAGUUGUGUUGCUUUGUAUAUGACCUGUUUCACAAAUAAAUUCGUGACGUCAGUGUGAA
This is a messenger RNA of Physella acuta, 2201 nucleotides long. RefSeq names its product sensorin-A. The record is from RefSeq and is a predicted model, not a curated record. Lineage: Eukaryota; Metazoa; Mollusca; Gastropoda; Physidae. Gene Ontology annotation, molecular function: calcium ion binding.